Molecule: messenger RNA, 831 nt
Organism: Zingiber officinale
Lineage: Eukaryota; Viridiplantae; Streptophyta; Magnoliopsida; Zingiberales; Zingiberaceae
Product: putative invertase inhibitor
Exons: 2
Coding region: 187-711 (174 amino acids)
Molecular function (GO): enzyme inhibitor activity
Source: RefSeq, a predicted model, not a curated record
AAUUGAGAUCGGAGACGGUGGAAGAUUAAUUGCCAAAAUAAAUGCGUUUGGAAAAGAUGUUUCUUUCCCCGUCCAAAAAAAUUAUAAAAGUUUCCAUUUUGUAGUUCAUAUAUUUCUAGAAACAAAAUAUAUAUGUUUCUGCAGGCAAUUAAAUCUCUGCUCUUCUAGCUCAACAACAACAAGAAGAUGAUGAAGAUGAUGAAGCGCUCGUUGAUGUCUUCUCUACUUCUCCUUUUCUUCCUGCAAUCCAUUUCUGGCUCCUCUUCGAAUUCUUCUCCACAUAUAGAAGCUGUUUGCGAAAAUGUGCAAGACAGCUACGUUGACAAGAAGUACUGCAUCAAAACUCUGUCCUCCGACGUCCGUAGCCGCGGCGCCGACGAUCGAGGCCUCGGAGUCAUCGCCGCCGAGCUCACAGCUGCAAAGGCCGUCGCCAUCAAGUCCCACAUCGAGAAGGCGAGGAGGAAGGCGAGGGAUGGGUACGGGCGGCGGCGGGCGGAGGCUGCGCUGCAGAUAUUCUCGGACGUGAUACCGUCGGUGCAGUGGGCGGCGGAGUCGAUAAAGGGGGAGUUCUACGCGAGCGCGGGGGCGGUGCUGUUCGUGGCGCUGGACGCGGCAUCGGCGUGCGUGGGGGUGGUGGAGCUGGGAAAGGCCGCCGACGAGUACGUCAAUCUGGCGCUCCUCGCUCAGGCCAUCGCCGUCCACUUGCAUUAGCUAACCGAACCGGCGGUGGCCGCCCCGCCUCUUUCAUUGUAUUUGGUUUACAUUGUUGUUCCGAUCUUUUGUUUGAUCGAGUAGUCGACGCUGCUACCUAAUUGUUUUUGCCAGUUUCAA